This is a messenger RNA of Suillus plorans, 303 nucleotides long. RefSeq lists its product as uncharacterized. The transcript has a single exon. The record is from RefSeq and is a predicted model, not a curated record. Lineage: Eukaryota; Fungi; Basidiomycota; Agaricomycetes; Boletales; Suillaceae. The annotation marks the transcript as partial.
AUCAAGGCACUACUCCAACUCCGCAAUGGAGGACUCAUAAUCGAACUGGACAGCGAACACACAGCGAACAAACUCAAAGAUCCCGCCACCCGAAAAACGUUUCUUCAGGCCCUGAACAACGCAGUCCUAUUCAAAGACAGAACCUAUACACUGGUAGUACAAUACAUUCCCGUUAACCUACUGAUUGAGCGCCCAGGUCUCCUCCGGCUAAUCGAGAAGAAGAACCACCUAGAAGACGAAGCCCUCAUAUCCAUGCGCUGGAUCAAACCCCCCCACAAAAGACCCCCUGGCCAACAGAUGGCC